Molecule: messenger RNA, 14571 nt
Organism: Nomia melanderi (Alkali bee)
Lineage: Eukaryota; Metazoa; Arthropoda; Insecta; Hymenoptera; Halictidae
Source: RefSeq, a predicted model, not a curated record
UGCAGUUAACAGGCAGAGCCGAAGAACUCCGGUAUCUUGGUGGCAACUGUCCGCGUGGUUUGGCAAGAGAGCAUUGCCGCUAUCAGUGUUAGUUCGGCUGUCCUCGCGCGAGCGUCUGAGGCUGUUCCGCGCAGCGCCGUUCGCAACCACGGUCUCGUUCGCAACGAAAAACGAGACGCACCGAAUUUCCGUGUUUACGCGCGUAUCGUUCUCUCGGUAAUGCCUCCGUUCGUUCCUGCACUGUCUAAGAAGCCGAUUGGUGAAACCAGCGUGCAUCGUUCGCGAGAAAGUAAUCGCCAAACGUGAUUCUUUUAAACGAAAAUUCUCUGACACCACGGGAAAUACAUUCGACGACUGUUCCUCCCUGUAGACCGGCACGGUUCUUCACGAUAUUCGCUCGUCAGUGGUCAUCGAUAUAUUAUGUAAACGAGACGAUACGUCGAGUGCCGCGGCGCUACGUAAAGAUAAAUAACCGAAUUAAAUUAGGUUCCCUCGCCGCAACUCUUCCGGGCGCGCAGCUGUUGUAAUCCAUUCGAUCUAAGUCAUUCGAGAAGCCGUACCAAGAGUGACAUUCCCUCUUUCCUUUCUUUUUUUUUCUAUCUGCCUGUCCUUCUGACGAACGUUGAACGCAACUCGCUUGUUUCCAUUUUUUUUUCUUCACUUCUUUUUUGCCUGCAACCGUGUCAGCGCGUAAACACAACAUUCGGUUCGAUCGGUCGUUGCCAACGGAAUUCCGGCCGAACGGAACGGCAGAGGCGUACGGAGAGAGAUCAGUGUGGCAGGGCAAUCACAGAGAAACAGCCGGAAAAGCUUCGUGUUACGAUUUCAAGAGAUCUUAUCGUUUCGGCUUUGUUUUCAUGAUAAAACACCGAUUCUGGUAGUUUGUACGUCGAGGAUUAGUGGCAGCUGAAAUUCCGUGAGAUGUGUCGCAUUCUCGCAUCAAUGUUGGCGACGAGAUUUCGCAGGACGUCGAAAAGUCGCUCCACAGGACUCGAUCUUAAAUAACGACGAACCGUUCUCUUUCCCCUUCUUUCACUCACCUUGUCCAGUCACAUCGAUCAGCUGGAAGAACUACGGACACCUUUGGAAGAAUCGAAUCAUAGGAGAAUCAGAAAAAUACAAUUAAAAGAGAAUUCGGGGAGUCUAUUGGACGUCGAACACUGAUUAAGAAAAAUUCGGAUGGCAGCGUCAAGAUUGUAGGAGCUUAAAGAGGAUUCAGUUACGACUAGCUCCUUCGAUUAUUCGAAUCGAUCGGUAAAGUUUGUUUCGUAUGAGGUGUGGCUACAAUUUUAAGGAAAACUAAACUGUCGAUUUGUCAGAAAAUUAAUCUCGAGUGUUUUUGAUACGGUGAAAUUGAUCGUGAAAGAAUCAUUUCGGGUUUAUCAAGUACACACGGGACGUGACGAGUGGUGCGCAGUGCACGUUCUGGCACGUGAGAACGUCUUCGCGUUUCCAUAGAUUUUUCGGCUGUCUAUUCUGGAAUUAGAGGGACGGGAGUCCUCGUGCGCCAUGAAUACACCUCAGAAGCCGAAGCACUAUCGUUCGCCGCAUGGGUGCCUGGGUUAACGAUCGUUUCGCGGAGGAGGAGGCGGUCCCGAUUAACCAGGGCCCGGGAAGAAGGAAAACUUCACGCAUUCUGGGCCACGUUUGCGAUGGUGGCGGUCCAGGUGCGAUUCACCAGCCUUCAAAGAACUUUAAAUCGUUCACGUCCUCAGCGUUGCUGUUGCCGUUACGCCGUCAGUUCACCAGACAGCUGUACGAGUGGCCGUGCUUACCGUUGUUUAAAUCAAGGACGAAACUAAACCGGUCCAGGAUCGGUUCGAUCGUGAUUCGAGCGAUUUAACUGUUUGUAUAACUGGUGUUCGCGUGUUGCGAGUGCUACGAGAGAGAAGAAGAAUUCGAAUCGAAAGAAGGAAGACAACAGGAAAAUAUAUAUAUCAAAAAUAUAUGUAUAUAUACACGUGUAUAGGUAACUCGUUCUAUUGUUAUCGAAGAAAGAGGAUAGGGAGUAGUAGUCCGUUCUGCGAGACGAAAUAUCGCUAGAAUUGAGGAGGAUCUACGGCAAGUUCAAUGUCGUUACCUUGGUUCUCAGACAAUCGCACCUGAACGGCCAGCCUUCUCCUCCUCCUUGGCGGCGUCAUCAUGGCCGAGUGGGACCGUGUGAAGUUCAACGGCGAGGAGAAGCAGCUGACUGAAUCGAACGAAACGAUCGAGUCGGAAAGCAUCAGGGACGACGAUCGUAGCGACGAGUCGCGCGGUGAUCUGAACAACGGUGAGAUCGCGCGGGGGAAGCACGAUGAGGAGCUGUUGAUCGAGAUGAGACGCUCGUCGAGCGUGGCCUCGCAAGAAACAUCGACUGAUACGAGACAUCGGAAGAGUGGCGAAACGACGGCGUUGACAGUCUUAAAUUCUAUAGUGAAGGAUAAUACACGGUUCCAAAAGAAUCCCGACCAAAUUAGUAUUCUGUUCGAGGAGCAGUCGAAAUCGUUGAGCGAUCAGAGCUACGAGAAUGACGUGGUGAUCGAGAAGUCCGAGGAUGAAGAGGACAUACGGUGUUUGGAGAGGACGUAUAACGGGUCUGAGGAACCUGGUUCAAGAAUAAGACAGGAGGCGAGGCAGGAGUUGAGCAAACUAUCGCAGAGUUUCAAAAGGCCUGUCAGCCUGCACAAGGACGACGCGUUUAGCCCUCAAAAACGCAAGAGCGUGUUCACCGUGAGGAAUUCGAUCUCCCCGACCAGAAUCCUACCAUCGAAGCAUCUGCUAUCUUCUGAGAACAGCAUCGAGAAGCUCGUCAACGGAAGAUCGCCCAGGGAGGACAAGCAGCAGCAUCAUGUGCAGUUCAACAAAGACUCGAAGAAGCAAUACUCGCGGGACGACAGGUCGCAGCCAACCCCGUCGAUACCUACGUCGGCCAUCAGUACUUCCGAGGAUAACUCUAGCUUGGGUCAGUUGUGCGAAGGUACGCCACCGGAUGGGGGCUGGGGAUGGGUAGUAGUCGUGGCUGCUUUCUUGGUCAAUCUCAUAGGGGACGGGGUCACGUUUUCCUUCGGUGUGAUAUACGUCGAAUUUCUGAACUACUUCGGCGAGGGCAAGUUCAAGACUGCCUGGAUAGGCAGUAUAUUUAUGGCGAUGCCGUUGCUGUGCGGUCCGGUAGCAAGUUUCUUGACGGACAAGUACGGCUGCCGACGGGUGUGCAUAGCGGGUAGCAUCCUAGCCACAACAGGUUUCGUGAUCACAUCCUACGCGAACUCGAUGGCUGUCCUGGUGUUCACUUUCGGCAUCUUGCCGGGAUUUGGUCUAUCCCUUUGCUUCGUUACAGCGGUGGUCAUCGUUGCUUAUUAUUUCGACAAGAAGAGAUCAUUUGCGACAGGUUUAUCUGUUUGUGGCAGCGGUAUUGGAACGUUCAUAUGCGCCCCAUUGACGCAGUACCUUCUCGGCGAGUAUGGUUGGCGAGGGACGACGUUGAUUUUAGCUGGCCUUUUCCUGCAGUUAGCCGUGUGUGGUUGUCUGAUGAGAGAUCCGGAAUGGACGACCACGAGGGUGAAGGCGAAGACCGAAGAAAGGCGGAAAAAUCGUGAGAAGAAGAGAAGUAGGAUACAAAGUUCUAGCGUGGAAUCAUUCUCAGCCAACAGUUCGCUGAACACUCUUACUAUCAUGGAGAAUCUGCGGUUGCAAGAGGAAGAAGACAAGGAAAAGCUAUUCUGUAGUCUGCUCAGUCUGCCAACCUUCGUCAAGACCGGCGAGAAGGUCCCCUCGGAGGUAUUGGAGUUGCUCAGCACGCGGAAAAGCGUUUAUAACGUGCUGCUGCAGAAUUAUCCCAGUCUUUUGAUAUCCUCGAGGAGCUUCAGUGAUUCUGGAGCACUUCACGACCAACUUAGCACCCCGUCGGCGAGAUUCACGGCCACGCCCAGUUCGUUGUGCGAUCUCAAAGCUGAGGAAAGCAAGGACAAGGAACACCUCGUUCAACAACAGUUGAACUACGAUCAGAUCGAACAGCAGGCCGACUCUGCGUGGCGUCUACGCUGGUCGAAGAAGAACAAUCAGGACAAUGCGAGGAGAGCCAGCACCCCGGAGAACCCAAAGAGGCUGCCCGCGGCAUUUCCAAAGGAUAUCAAAGUGCACAGGCAUAGUUUCACCUACAGAGGUGCCAUGUUGAAUAUAAAUAGGCUGAGGGCAUCUAGUUGUCCGGAUAUUUAUAGGAACUCGAUGACCACCAUCACGAAGACGAAGCUGGUUUGGUAUGCUGGGCUUUGGGACCCUCUCAUGGAUAUGCUUGACUUCUCGCACUUCGCCGACUCGCGUUUCUUACUGUUCGCGAUCAGUAACUUUCUGUUGCACACCUGGUACGACGUGCCUUACGUCUACCUGACGGACAACGCGAUCGAGAUGGGGUUCAGCGAGACCGAUGCUUCCAACCUGAUAUCGGUCAUUGGGAUUGCCAAUACUGUCGGCGAGGUUCUCCUUGGUUGGGCAGGCGACAGGGCAUGGGUAAACGCGUCCAUUGUAUAUGCAGUGUGCAUGGCAUUCUGUGGUGCAGUAACGGCUUUGAUACCCAAGGCGGUUAGAAAUUACUACUUGUUGUGCGUAAUUUCUGGUGCUUUCGGACUAUUCAUCUCGGCGAACUACAGUCUCACCAGCAUCAUCCUCGUCGAAUUGAUCACACUGGAGAGGUUCACGAACGCUUAUGGCCUGCUGCUUUUGGUUCAGGGUGUUGCUAAUCUCGUAGGUCCUCCGCUGGCUGGAUGGCUGUACGACAUCACGGGCUCGUACGAUCUGUCCUUUUACUUGGCCGGCUUCUGCAUCGCGCUGAGCGGAAUUCUGCUGCUGGCAAUGCCUUUAAUUAGCCUGUAUCGAAAAUGCGUAAACGGAUCGAAGAAAGAAGAAACCGAUAAAGAUUUUUCGAGCGUGAACAGCGUUUAAAUUAGCCAAGGCUCGUCGGGAUCGAUCCAGAGCGAAGAAGAACUGUAACCGACGAACCAAAUAUACGCUUGUUGAUAUACUACUAUUGAUCCAACGGAAUUUAUGGAAUUAACACUUCCAAUGAAAACUAAAAGGAAUUGCAACUCGUCACCACACUAUUCGUUUCGAAUAACCGCGGGGGCCGUUCACUUCAUCCCGCUGUAAAACAGUCACGACGGUUUUACAUUUUAUUAAAACGUUUGUGGUUCCUUCGUAGUAUAGCGAAUUGCGCGUGUAAGCGUGAUCGAUUAAUGUGUUCGAUGUGAUCGACCCACGAAAACGUUAAAAAACGUACUCGAGUCAUCGGUUUUUUACUACGGAAAUAUGUCCAUUUUUAAUUUCGAUCACGAAAUUUAAUGGGAAGCUAUCGGAUUCGAAAAAAUGAUUGAGAAAUAAAAAUAUCAAAGAGAAUUAAUUAGUUUGUUCCCAAUCUACGAGUGAAUAGAAUCAUCUGUUUCGAAAUCAUAUAUAGACAAGAUGAAAGAAGCUAUGCGUUGAUCUCUUUUAGGGGAUCAUUAAGUUCGAGCAUCGUUCGCGAAGAGUUUCGUUUUGGUCUUCAAUUGUUGAACAUUGAAAACACUUUGAAUCUCAGGAUAAACGCGAAUGAUGAAACUGAUAAAAUGAUCGAUCAAGUGGUAUCCGUUUUACAUAUUCAAGAAAUUAAAUUUUUGUUCUACCAUCUUUUUUCCUUUUUCUUUUUUGUAAUAUUUUUUGCCUAUUUUUCCCUCGAAGCGUUCUGUUCUGUGUAAAAUUCAUUCAUUUCGAUUUAAGCAUAAAAUCUGACAGGUUAUUUGCAAAAUAAUGCCAAAGAUAUCACUGUAAAUAGUUGUGUGUCACGCGAAGAUAGUGGUGAGGUGUUACUUCGAAUAAUGUAGCGUUAAAAUAUUUUUCUCAUUUUGUUAAUUUUAUUGUUAAUUAUGAAUUAUUAAUCAGAAGGCACACUGGUCACAUUCACGCCCAUCUUAUCGUCGCGAAGGUAUCGUGUGACGCGCGUGUUUCGUUAAACACACGUACGUACAUGCGGUUUUUCGUUAACUUUUCUUUUCUUCCAGUCUCUAACAAAGGCAAAGAUAAGCGUGACUGAUGAAAUAAUGAGCCGAACCACGUUCAUUCGGGCGUUCCUCACUGAAUUCUCCGUUUCGUUUUUGGUUCGUGUGCGUGGUCGUGCGUGCAAAUUACGUUUGAGAAAGGAAAAACACAAAGGGAGGAGGAAAACACGAAUGUAAAUAGGCGUAUAUGUAUAUACGAUACGUGUAUAUAGCUUUUCUGUGAUGAUGAAUCUGAAUUUUAUGAACUUUUCGAGCUGUAAGUAACAGACUAAUACCUCCGUUUCCAUACAGUGUGCGUGUGUGCGCGCGUGCAUGCUCACCGAAGCACGUUUCCAGUUCGUUCGCACCGCCAUUUUGUUUGCUCGAGCAACACGAAGCAAUUACAGUAUGUAAUAAGUUUUUAGUUCUGGUACAGUAUCCGGAAAUAUUUCAUUCAAAUUUAACGUAUCGGGGCCAUUUUGAAACGUUGAAACUGGAAAUGACAAUCUUUUUCACUGAAAUGAACCUAAUCUAACUUCGAAUCUAACUAAUCAAAUUUUUUGUUCUGAAAGUGCCAUUUCGGUGGUAUUUUAGAUCGUUAUACCGACCAUUUUUCUGUCGACCAAUUUACUGAUUGUUUGAGUUUGGAUUACAUUUUCUUAGGAGAAGAUGCAACAGGAAAGACUUCAUCCACACGCUCGCAUUUGAAUUUUUAAUUACUACAGACAUUCAAGCUUACGUAACUGUCACAAAGAACCUUACACACCGUUAAUUUAUUUAAACUUAGACUAGGAUUUAAUAUACCGUCACUAAAAUAAAUAAAUUCACUUAUUGUAGUUAUUUAUUUAUUUUAAUACUAUUAAAUUCUAACGGAUCCGAAAUUAUCUAAGAAAAAUAAUGAGCGGUGUCGCAGGCGUUUUUUAUAGCAGUUAAUUGUUAAUUUUCCAGAGGUUUGGAUUUGAAGCGUGUGUUGGUAAAAAUAAGACAUUUGGAAAGAAUGCGGGUCUAAUUGCUCAGAAUGGAAGGAGACUUGCAUAUAGUCACAUGAUUUUUCAGCUGUAACGUCUCAUUUGCCAAAAUGAUUGUACAAUAUAUGCGGAUCCGACCGCGUCUUAUGUAGAGUAUACAAAACAGCACACAUCAAAAGAUUCCUUAGGUUUUUAACCUUAAGGUUAGAUUCAAGUUAGAUUUGGAUUAAGUUUAUUUCCAUACAAACAGACUGAUUCUCGACUUGAGCGAUUCAAAAACCGAAAUGACAAAUUUGAACCAAAAAUGUUCUCUCCCGGAUACUAUACUAUAUUCUAUUUUUGUUUAAAUACGCGCGAUUGUUAGUGAUCAUUGUUUAAACUUCCGGCGACUAAAAGAUCGUCUGGAUCCAUCGAUCGAAGAAGAAGAGCGAAACAGACUCCCGAAAUUUCGAAGCAGCGCUCCGAACAAAGUGCGCGUUUACCAACGAUUAAUUUUCCUUUCGAUUAACUGUCACACAGCCUUAAUUGCUAAAUAACGUAACGUUGUCUGUCCUGAACCGCGGCGCGCGUUAGUUGUAUCCAUCGCUAGGAAAUCGAGUGACGAAUUUUCGGUGGAGGAUACACCGUAUAUGGCAGCUGAAUUUUUGUAAUGAAAUUUAAUGGUAAGAAAAGUAAAUUACGAUAAUCGAACAUGGACGAUACAUUUUAUUGAAUAAAUACUGACCUAAAAUAGUAUUUCGUAAACAUGGAAAACCGAAAUAAAAUAUAUUUUAUUUUGACUAUUAUAUUUGGUGCUUUUGUGUUUUCUCAUCGAUCGGAUGGCCGCUAUUUCGGAUUAUUUGAUUAAUCUUACUUUUCAUACUUCGAAUAAGGUUUUCAUGACAGAUCUUCUGUGUUGUCCCCGUACUUGGACAAUAACUGAUUUCACUGUCAGAUUAUACUAAUAUUUACACGAUUAUUAGAAAAAAUACGCUACACCAACAUGCUCUACAGAGCUUCCAUGGGAUUUAAAUACAACAUAGAUUUGGAUUUUAAUCAUUUGGUUUGGAGUAAUCUCUCACGCAUGAUUGAAAUUUUCGUUUAAAAGUUUCAAAAACUUUCUACUCGUCAUUCCCUAUUAUUCUAUAUAAUAUAAUGUUAUUCUUUCAUAACUGCAGAAACAAUUUAAUUGUUUUCAAAAAAUGAAACGGACACACAUGGUUCAUUCGAUCGUUGAUUAACUUUCAACCCAAGUGAUUAAAUUUUGAAGCGGUAACCAGUUAUUAUCGAGUAUAUUAAUAUAAUUAUGUUGAUUCUGCGUAAAGUAAAAUUAAUUGAUGAUUUUCCGUGGGUCGAAAAGGAUGAUUUUGUUUAUUACAGAGAAUAGCUGUCUUUUACAAUUAAAGAUACUAUACAUAGGGAGUUUAUUAGGAUACUUUUAGCGUUUUAUAUUCAAAUAAAAUGAAAUUUUACUACAAUCUUGUACGAAAAAUUCGUGCAGCCGCUAGCUGGAUUACCUAUGACUAAGUCCCUCAAUAAUUCACGAUAGUUACUAACAAGGUCCAUCUUUCUACGAAAGGAGAGGAGUCACGUGUUGUCUUAAAUGUUUUCAUUCUUACGCGUGCGUCAACGAAUAAUGUAUUAUGAAGUUUCCUAAUUUUCCACUAAGAAUCCACUAGGAAUCAUUUUAGAAAAAUCAGUUCUAAAUACGUUGUUAUUCGGAUAAUGUUUAAUUAUAUAGAUUGUGCGACAGUUUUACAGUUACUCGUAUUGACCUUUCGUUUACUUAUUCAGUUAGUUGCAGUUUAUUUCUUUCUAUUUCAGAGAAAUCUGAAACAUAAAUAUUUAAACACGUAUGUAAUUACUGUUCACCUUUUCCGUGCGUAGCAGCGGUCUAAGGUUCGAAAGUGCACAGGGAGAAGGGGAGACGUCCACUUGCGACGCUCGGCUCGGUAGUUAUGGCGGCUCAGUUUCGGUACGCUUUGUUAUUGGUCGAGUCGGGAAACAAAGAAUACAAUCGAAGCAAAACGCGAUGAAGUGAAACAUACUGGCGCCGAAAUUCUUUUCUGCGCGGCGGUGACAGCUUUUUAUGUUCAUCGAAUCUCGGAGACACGGAGGCCUGGCUACAAUGUUUCUUGGAAGGAUCGAAGUAGCGUGCGACCGAUUCCUCUUGCCCUUGUGCACUUUUAAACCUUAGGCUGCUGCUAUGACGGAAGAGGUGAAAAACAGCACUUCUAUAGCAGCGUUUCUCAAGUUAGGAGCCUCGGUUCGAUAUCAAAUCUCGUUUUCUUAAUAAAUCGCAAAUUGAUGGUAGCUACUGAAGAGAAAAAAAUUGAUUAAUUUGUGAAAGAUUUUUAAAACAUGAUUUUUGUCGUGUUGAAACAAGCUGUCCUAUUUAAAAUCGUUGCUGUUCCAUUCAUCCAUAGACAAAUUCAAAUAAUAAAACACGAAAUUGUAGGAAGCAUUUGUUAGAAGUUGGUUUAAAUUGCUCUUGGUAGAAAUGUUACUGAAUGUUAUUUUUCACGUGUAAAGCUUAUCGUGAAGUAUGUAUAAUUCCGUUCGUUUAUGUACUAUAAAAAGGUUAGACUCUGUUCUAUUAAGUUCUUAGAAGUGUCACAUUAUCCAGGAAGGUUGAGAAAUGCUGUUCCAUAGUACCGAAUAUAAUACCUAUAUUCCGUAAUCAUUUCAUAUCUGAAAAAUCUAUUUUGAUUAUCACAAAAUUCUUCUGGCACAGCUCACGUACGGGAAUGCUGGAUCGUUCCCUAGAUCGCUCACAAUAAGCCAAUGCUCGUCGAUAGAUCAAUACUGCGGAGCUAGUUGGAGAUACGUGUAUUGUGAUGAAUAAUAGGAAUGAGUGACACAGUUAUACUUGAAUAGUUAGAACGAAGUGUGAUGUCCGUGUGUUACAAAUGUUUCGUGUGCCUGGGUGUUGAUUGUUCGGUGGUUAAUUGUGUUCUGCUUGAUUCUAUGUACGAGAUUUGCUCGAAGGUUGGCGAGAUUCGCGUUUCCAUUUGGUAUACGUUAAUUGUGGUUAGUAGCGGUGGAAGUGUGGAAGUAGUGGUAUAAAUGAGGAGGGAACGCUCUUAUAAGGGUAUCCGAAGCGACAACUAUUGUUCUCGAUCGAACUUUGAUAACAAGUGAUAUUAUUACAAGAUUAUUUCACGUGUACUUUCUUUUAUUAAUCGUUUUCCUUAUUGGAGAGGUAGCAGCAGAUGACAAAGUUGAGAGUACAGAAUAUGUUUCGUCAUCUUGAAAUUACUAGAACUAGAAAAAUGUUGCAAACGAUAAGAUCAUAUAUUUUGCAAUAAGAAAUCUGGUUGUAUAAGGUAAUUAAAAAAUGUUCAUUUAUUUAAAUAGUGUAUUAAAAAGUUGAAGGUUUCGAUUAAUUAUGUAAUUUAAAUAUUAAUAUCUAUUCUCCCAUUAAGUUUAUGCGUGAAAAGUAUAUAUUUGAAUAUAAAAUUUCUAGUUUUGCAUUUAAUUUGAAAUUUCCAUGAUACUUUAAGUAACCAUGUUACGUUAUUGCUUAAAUGUUGGAAAAAUGAAUGAACAUUUUAUUAAAAAGGUUAUUUAAAGAUCCUGUUUUUCUAAUGUUUUAUUUAGAUAUAAAAAGGCUUUUUAAUCAUCUUGCACAGCUGGAUUUCUUAUUAAAAAAAUACGCAGUUUUAUAAUUUACAACUUUAUUUUAAUUCCAGUUUCAAGAUACUCCAUUAAUAUUUUCCUCACCCUUAAGAUUAACGACUGCUUUUUAAUUCUUUGCUAUAAAUAAUAACAAACACGGUGGGGAAAGGUGUGUUUGUUAAGGAUUUUUGUGAGAAAUACUUUUCAGAGCCGAGUUCCAUUAAAAUUGAUGGUUGUCACUUUGGCAUGCUCCUCUGUUAGGUACAUAGACCAAUAAGGCAGAAAAGAUCCCUGAGAGGUUGAAGAUAAAAUAAAGAUUUUAUAGAUCUUUUAUUAAGCACUUCAUUUUAGUGUUUUGAAUAUUUGAAUACCGCUCAGAGUCAUACAAUUCGUAGUCUAGUUAUGUGAUACGAUAUGAAACAUUCACUGAAUCAUUCGAAAUUCGAGGCUACGUCGAUUUUGAAACAAUAGCAACUUUUAAUAUCGUUAUGGAAUUUUAUAAAUUUAGAAGCUAUACAACAUUCGAAACUACGGAAAACAAUAUUAAGGAUACUCUAACAAAACUUUAUGCAAAAUCGCUUUCCUCCAACAGUUAUCCUAUACUUUACCCCUACUCUUUUUCUACAUAAUAGAGAUUGUUUGUUCAUGUGCUUAAAUUGAUCUUCACGAAAUUCUUUCAGCGUUACUUUGGAUAUUUCGCGAAAAAUUGUUUCAACCUGUAACUCAUUGUCAGUUACUGUUCUAGUUACAGUAAAACAUCAUAGGAGGAAAAUGGUGCAUGCACAACUUGCAAUUGUAUUAUUUUCUUUAAAAUAGAAAUGUAUACUGUUUCGUACUUAGACAGAUUGACCUCGUUAUUAGAUGUAAAAAGUAUUGUGGUUCAAUGGUACAAAAUUAUUAGUUACUCAGAUAUUUUUCUUGUUUCCAUCCAUUCUUCUCGUCUGGCAUUUUUCUGUAACUGGAACGGUAACAGAGUUAUAACCUGAAACAAUUGCCACCAAAACCAGCCUGUAUAGGUGGAAUUUAAAAGCCCUAAAAUUGAAUAGUAGUACGUGAAACCUCUCAAAGCAGAUGCAGUUUUUCAAAAGCGUUCGUACAUUUAAACAAAUUUUCUUUUAAUGAGUCUUGUCUAGGGUAUAACUUUAAAAGAGGCCUUUUUACGAGAAUAUUUAAAAGUAUUUUCCUCCGUAAAGUAAGAAACUUCAUUGUUGGUAAUGAAUCUUUGCAGAAUCUUUCAGAAAAAGCACCGUAGAUUUUUAAGAUUUAUGAUGUCUGUUAAAAAGCAGAUAUAUAAUACAUUGAAAAUUCGAAUGACAAGAGAAAACGUCAAUGAACAAUAAAUUUGGAGGCAAGUUAUAUUGUUUGAAUCAAAAGUACUUUAGCAAAGAAAGGGAAUUAAAAAUAGACAAGUAUUAAAAUUAUUGUAACGCGUAUUUAUCAACUAAUAAAUAAGUUAUGUCACAAUGAUGGCUCUCUGAAAAGCUCGCUUACAUUAAAAACGGAAGAGAUAAAAGAAAGACGAAGAUAAUAUUUAGAAUUUUGCUCAUGAAAGUAUACAGAAAAGCUACGAACAUGCGAAAAAGUUCAAUCUUUAACAAAUUCUAUAUUCAACAACAUAUAUACAUACUAACAUAAUUAACAAUAAAAUUAUAAAAAGUAUCUGAAUAUUAAAAAGUAUUUAACAUAAAUAGGAUGAUUUUUCAGAAUGAUUACUCAGUAUAUACGUAACAUAUUUGUAAAUUUUAAUAAUUGCUUGUAUCUAACAUUAGGCGAUAUUAUGGCAGAAAAUAAACGUUCGAGACGGAGGUUUUUCAAAUUCACGAUGAACAAAGAAGAAAUUUAUAAAAUACAAGGCAUAAAGCAAUAUAUGUAUAUACGUAUAUGCAUUAAGUAUUUAUGUAAAUAUGUCUUUUUUUAUUUUGGUGAAACAGUAAGUAAACGAAGAAAGAAAAUCAUAAUAAUGUGUACUUCUGUUUAUACAAUCAUAUAUGUUUAAAGGGGACUCGUGAUUUCUAAUAAAAAAAAAAUCUAAUUUUAGUUUGACUUCUAGCAGUGAUCAUGGUAUGGAAUGAAAACAUGGGUCAACAAAUUAUUUAUAAUGUUUUCGUAAUUAUGAAAACCUAGCUUAUAGUUUCUCUUGUGUUAAAGAAUAUAACUCAAUAAAAUUUCUCAAAUUGUUCCAACUAUGUUCAGUGUCCCAUGAAAAAAAUCAAAUAACAAAACUUACGUAUCGUGUAAGUGAUACAUACUUUGCUUUGUACGUAUAUUUCUUUUCAUAUUUACAUACUGAAAUUUGUAUGUAUCUUAUAUUUGAUUCUAAUAAUAUUUUAACUCAAACAGUAGAAAGGAUAUAUCCCGUUUAAGGACUUUCUUGGUUUUUGUUAAUAUCAAAAAUAAGAAAUACUACAAUACGAUUGAUUUAGAAGUCGGUUUAAAACCACUUACACGAUCGUGACAUGUAAUCAUUGAAAUCGAGCUGCUUACGAUUGCUGGAAAAAAAUUGAUCGUGUCUCGAGGAAUCCUACAUACGUAACUGUAUGUACAAAGUUAGAAAUGAACGUGUUCUUUCAACUUCAGAGAAGAAGUCAGUUAAUUUCGAGUUCCAGGUUCUCGACGCCUCCACAAGGAUGUAAAAAUUUAAACGAUGUUCGGAAGAUAAAAAUUUACGGAUCCUUUUUCUGAAACACUCAGUACACGAAUAUCACCGUUUACCUCGUAUCUCUACGUAUAAAGCUAUUGGCAGGUUUUGCCGUUCGAUAAUCUGUUCUCCGGUUUUGGUGUGCUAAAUUAGUCUACGGCGCAAUUGCUCGUGUUUAUGGUAGCGUGAUUCAGCGAGGUUCGCGGCCUUACAGGCGUUUACGAAACGUAUGCACUAUUUUAUUAUGGAAACAAAUAAAAAAUAACAAACAAAUAAACAAACAAAGAAAUCGUGCACUUCGAAAUACAAUAUUAUACGAAAUUAGAUCGGCCAACUGAGAACCUGGUUGGCCGAUCGUCGUCUUUAGCGUAAGUAGUUUUUAAGGGCAAGAAUGACGCGAGGCGGAGAUUUUUUGUAAAAACAGAAUAUUCGCGCGGGAAUAUUUACAAAAUAAUUGCCACUACGCAAGCGAUCCUUUCUAUCUACGUGUACCCGAGUACCGUCAGUUUUACAGACGUUUGCUAUACGUUUCUAAUUUAACCAAGUACCAAGUCGAAGUCAAUAUUUUCCACAUCUCGAAGAUUUCUCUUCUCGAGUAUUGUUCAGUAAUCAGAACGUUCCCACGAUUUUCCUUAGUGAAUAAGGUGUCUUGUUACCGAUCGUUAACAACCUCGAAACAAUCGCUUGAACGUUUGUAAGUGGCUUAUGUCUACGCAAAGAUGCUCGAUGAAAAGAGAAUAAGAGACGAUAAGAGAAUAAUUGCGUCAGGAAUUUCUUUCACGCUGUAAAACAGGGAAUUCCGGACGGUGCCGAUCUUUCAGUUCUACAUAUUUACAAUUAAAAAGGCGUGCUACAAGUGUCGCUUGCUACGUGGUCCAAGAAAGAGCGAUCCCUGUUAUCGCUCGUUAUCUGGACUUUCGUGAGCGGUUUCUUUUUAACACGACAGAAAUUCGAUGUAUACAGUUUCAUGUGAUAUCAAUUUAUUAUUACGAAUAGAUUGAAAUACAAAUAAUAAAUCUAAUCGACUCUAUGUUUUUCUUACUUAUUUUAUAUUGAAUUCUUCUAACGUGAAUUUCUUUGUUCAGUUAUUAUGAUAAGAAAUAACAGUUUUAACUAUAUUAUUUGUGAGUGAAUGAGCAGUAUGUGCCUAACAAGAAAUAGACCGGUAAUGGUUAUUAAGUGAAUUUUUUUUUUAGAAAUUUCACCGCCUACGAUUGUCCAGCUGAAAGAACGGUUCUGUCGCAGUUACAGGCAACUUGUUCCAUUGUAACACACGACUACACGACUAUACGCAGGCACUCAUACAUACAAACAUUCACAUAUAUACGUAUACUAUUCACACGUACAAAAGUAUAAAAAAUCUUAUUUCAAUUAAAAUAAA